GGUAUGGAAUACGUGGUCCUCCUGAUGUUCUUGGGCUGCAACUCCCAGCAUAGUCAAUGGUGAGCGAUGAUGGGAGAGAUAAUCCAGCAACAGCUGGAGACCCACACAUUCCCCAUCUCCAUAUUAAAUAAAUAAAUAGCACUUUCAAAAAUCUCUCAGGACUCACAGUUCAAUAAUUACCCAGGAGGAUUUGGCAAUGCUGCUCGUUAUACAUAGUAAGAGAAACUUACAGCUAAUCCGGAGUAUUGGCUAGCCCUCAAGUUCAUGAGACCUGUUUUGCAACGUUAUCAUUUGAGGAAGGAGGCACCACCCACCCACGUAUCCAAGUGAAAGGUAAACUAUCAAAUGUAAACCUGAACAGCUGGGGAGGAGACAGAAAACUGGCGUAGGGCAUGGGAGAAUGGGACAUUGGACUAAAUAGUUUAAUGAUUCAUUGGAGAUGAUGUCUAGGCAAUGACUAAUACAGCUGUAGGAAACAUUUGUGUGGGUUACCUCAACUAGCAGCACUUGUCCUUGAACAAGCAGUAUUGGAACUUCCAUUGCUGAAAGGAAAUGGAUUGGACUGAUCCCUUUUUAAUAUUUUUCCUAUUUGCCCUUACUACGAUAUUCAUUUUGAAAAUGGCCAGUUUCUGGAAUAAGAGCUCUCAAAAUCUUCCACCAGGACCCAGGCCUUUACCACUUAUUGGAAAUCUCCACAUAAUGGAUCUGAAGAGGCCCUACAGAUCAAUGUUCAAGUUAUCAAAACAGUAUGGUCCUAUCUUCAGCAUCCAAAUGGGAGUCCAGAAAAUGGUGGUGUUGACAGGGUAUAACACUGUGAAGGAAGCGCUGGUGAACCAAGCUGAUGCGUUUGCAGAGAGGCCCAUCAUCCCAAUGUUUGAAGAGUUCGCAAAGGGCUUUGGUAUUAUUUUUUCUCAUGGUGAGAACUGGAAAGUGAUGCGGCGGUUUACACUGACCACCUUACGGGACUACGGAAUGGGCAAGAGGACCAUUGAGGACAAAAUUGUUGAAGAGUGCCAUGUUCUGAUAAAAACAUUUGAAUCUUACAGAGGAAAACCAUUUGAGACCACUACAAUUAUAAAUGCAGCUGUUGCCAAUAUUAUAGUGUCCAUACUACUGGGCAAGCGAUGUGAAUAUGAGGAUACCACGUUUCUAAGACUACUGAAGUUAAUCAGUGAAAAUAUCAAGCUCGUUGGAAGUCCGUCAGUCAUGCUGUAUAACAUGUUUCCUACGCUUGGCUUCCUUUUUGGUGGUCGAAAGACUGUCCUUAAAAACAGAGAUGAGCUAAUGGUUUUCAUAAAUGCCACCUUCUUAAAACACCUCAGAGAUCUGGAUGAAAAUGACCAGCGGAGCUUUAUUGAUUCAUUUCUCAUCCAACAAAAAGAGGAGAACAAGAACAAGACUAAUGAAUACUUCCAUAAUGACAACCUAAGAAGUAUUGUAGGUAACUUAUUUGCUGCUGGCACGGAGACCACCUCAACCACACUGCGCUGGGGCCUUCUGCUAAUGAUGAAGUACCCUGAGAUUCAGAGUAAAGUCCAGGAAGAAAUUACUCAAGUUGUUGGGUCUGCUCAGCCAAGGACGGAACACCGAACAAAAAUGCCAUACACAGAUGCAGUAAUCCACGAGGUUCAAAGAUUUGCUGAUAUUAUCCCAACAAAUCUGCCACACGCAACCACUGUGGAUGUUACUUUUGAAGGCUACUUCAUUCCAAAGGGAACUCACAUCGUUCCUUUGCUGUCCUCUGUGCUCCAUGAUGAAUCCCAAUGGGAGAAGCCACAUAAAUUCUAUCCAGAGCAUUUUCUUGACUCCAAAGGAAAGUUUGUAAAGAAAGAAGCAUUCAUGCCUUUCUCUGCAGGUCGGAGAGUGUGUGCAGGUGAGACCCUUGCCAAAAUGGAGCUCUUCCUGUUCUUUACAAGCCUCCUGCAGAGAUUCACCUUCCAACCAGCCCCUGGAACAACUAGAGAAGACCUGGACCUUACCCCUGCAAUUGGGUUUACAACACCCCCCAUGCCCUACAAGAUCUGUGCUCUGCCACGUUUAUAAAACCCAAGCACCUCCAUUGCUUAUGCUCCACGCAUGCUCUGCGAGCUAUAGGAUAUUUUGAUGGAAUCUUGGUGGAACUGGCCCAUACUUUCUCCCAAACCUUAAUUAUGCCAUAUGCCCUAUAAAGCUAGUACUGAGAUGUAGCGUAGCUUAAAAAUUGUGUCAUGCACUGCAUCAAGAACAAACCAAGAAAGCUAGUUUCUUGUAGUCUAUCAAAUAUGUGAGAAGACCAUUCACUGCUUUGAAAGUCCUUUCUUCUUCUU
This is a messenger RNA of Elgaria multicarinata webbii, 2306 nucleotides long. RefSeq names its product cytochrome P450 2K4-like. The transcript has 9 exons. Gene Ontology annotation, biological process: xenobiotic metabolic process. The record is from RefSeq and is a predicted model, not a curated record. The coding region runs from base 553 to 2043 and encodes 496 amino acids. Gene Ontology annotation, molecular function: iron ion binding; oxidoreductase activity, acting on paired donors, with incorporation or reduction of molecular oxygen, reduced flavin or flavoprotein as one donor, and incorporation of one atom of oxygen; heme binding. Gene Ontology annotation, cellular component: cytoplasm; intracellular membrane-bounded organelle. NCBI's taxonomy places the organism in Eukaryota, Metazoa, Chordata, Lepidosauria, Squamata, Anguidae.